CUCUCUCUCUCUCUCUCUCCCUGUCUUGCCUGCUCCUUCUUCGGUGCUGCUGCUGCUGCUGCUUCUUGCAGGCUGGCUGGCUGCGUGUCAGUUUCACCAGAGUCCGGUUGGCGAUGAUGAUGGCGACCAAACGGUCCUCCUGACCAGCCCCAAUCAGGAAGCAGGAGAAGGACGGAGCCCCCCCGCCUCUUUUCCUCCCCACCCCCUCCUCCCGGCCUCCUUUCUUUCUGGGAAUGAAAAAAAGGGAUCCUGCUUAACAUUCACCCUCUCCUCUCGCUCUGCUCAGAGGGGCCCCUCUCUCCGCAUACAGAGCAGCCUGGCUGCAUUUUGAACGGCUGCUGCUUGCUGCAGCUGCACCAGAAAGCAGCGGAACGCCUGGAGACAGGAAGGAACCUCGCAAGCCACCACUCCUCCGGAUCCUUCGCGCGUUGGCUGCGUUUCUUCCGAAUUCUGCCUCUGAGAGACCUCCAUCCCUCCCCGUUCCGUCUCCCUCUCCUUCUUUCCUUCGGCUCUCCAGAAGAUCCCCAUUCUUUUAUGGGGCAGGAGGAGACACGGCCAUGCUCUCCAGUUCCAAAAACUCUUUUAAGAUUAAGCAGCCUCUUCAGGAUACAGGGCCCAAGGGCCGAAGGUCUUCCAACGACAUGAACGACAAGAGGAACCGGAACUCCCCGGCUCUCCAGUGUAUUCCAGGUGAAUACAUCCAAGAAGAGGCUGCCCACGUGAGGAAGAGCGUCGCUUCUCGAGACGGCGCUGGAUACAUCCCGGGAACUCUCUACUGCACCAACCUGAGGGUGGCUUUCUUGCCCGACCCAUCCCCAGAUGCUGAGGAGUGCACCAGCCACCCCUUCCUGCACACGGACUAUGAUGUGGCCCUAUCCUGCAUCGGGAGGCUGGUGGCUGUGAACAGCUUCACCAAAGCCAAGGUGCUAACGAGUGCCUCCACCCUGAAGUUCAAUCCGGAGGAGCUGAUUGUCUACUGCCGAGAUUUCCGGGUCCUUCGUUUCCGCUUCCACGAGAGCGGCUUGGAGCCUCAGGCCUUCCGGGUGACGAUGGCGAUCGCACAGGCCCAGGAGAGCAGCAGUAAGGACGACUGCUAUGAAAACGCGGCUGUGAGGGCCUCGGAGAACGGCCGAUGGAAUGAGGAGGAGGACGAGUCGGAGGAAGAACCCCCCACGCUGCUGUUCGAGACGCUCUCUGACUGGGAGAAGGAGCUGCAGCGCCUCGGGACGGCCAACUGGCGGGUCAGCCCAGUCAACGAGCGCUUUGAUAUGUCCACCAGCCUCCCCAAAUACCUCUGGGUCCCUAGUCAAUUCCUGGACAACGAACUGAAGAGAGCUUUUGUACACUUCAAUGAAAGACGCAUCCCGAGGCUGUGCUGGCACCACCCAAGAGGUAGCGAUCUUCUCCGAGCGGCCAGUUUCCAUCCCGAAUCAGACCCGGAGAAGGAAGACAUGAGGUCAGUGGAAACUCUGAUGCUCGCGGGACAUUCUCAGUGUGUGAUUGUGGAAACAGCCGCUGACCUGCCAAACCCAGCCGAGAUCCAGCAGUCCUGCUUCCGGCUGUGGAGCCUGAGCCUCUGCCUUGCUGAUUCGUUUGUGGCUCCAUCGGACCAGAAGUGGCUCCUGGGCCUGGAAGGCACACGGUGGCUGGACCACGUGAGGCUGUGCUUGAAGAAGGCCAACGAGGUGGCCGUCCUGCUUGCUGAGAGGAGCCGCUCGGUCGUGCUGCAAGAAUCGGAUGACAGGGAUCUGAACUGUCUGCUGGCCUCCUUGGUGCAAGUGAUGUCGGAUCCACAGGCGAGAAGCGUCUCAGGCUUCCAGAGCCUCGUACAGAGAGAGUGGGUAGCGGCCGGACACCCCUUCCUCCAGCGUCUCAACCUGCUCCAGAAAAAUGACCGGGAUGAGUCUCCAGUCUUCCUCCUGUUCUUGGACUGUGUCUGGCAACUCCUGCAGCAGUUCCCAGGAUCCUUUGAGUUCACCGAGGCCUACCUGCUAGCUCUGCACGACAGCUGCUACAUCCCAUUUUUCAGCACCUUCCUGUUCAACUGCCAGUGGGAAAGAGGUCGGAAGAACCAGAACCGUUUUUUCAACCAGCUGUACACUCCCAUAAAUGGCUGGAGAGAGACCCUCUGUCUGGAGAUCGUGCAGAAAGGCGGCUACCCUGCUGAGGGAACGGGCGGAGCGUACUUGCCCUCCGUCUGGGACUGGCCCUUGCGAUACGGGCCCCGGCAGAGAGCGCAGUUCAAGAACCCCUGCUACAGCCGGAGCAGAACCAGCAACGGAGCUGCUCUCAAUGGGAAUUUCCUGCCCCCAAACCAUGGUCAGAUGGACAACACUCCUUCAGGGAACUGGACUCUGUACGUCUUCUCCAAGGGCUGCCUGUCUUUGCAAACCCAUUUCUUUCCUUGGAAGAACGGCUCCAUCUCCAAGAGGGGUUCCCGGCGGGCUCACCUGUCCGAGGGUCCUGGAGACCAAGAGAGGGCCCCGAGGGCCAAGCCCAGCAACUUCCUCGGCCAUCACGACCGGCAGCUGCUUCUCCCGCGGUACGCAGGGCCCUGGGUCCGGUUAUGGAAAAGGUGCUACCUUCGCGGGAACCCGGAGAUCCAGGUUGGUCUCUUUGCAUCUACCCUUGUUGGCCUCACAGAAGAACUGGAUCUCCUUCAAAAGCAACUGAGCUACUGGCAAACCAGGGGCACCUACAAGCCAGCUCUUGAGACCACUAAAGAACUUCCUCAGGGGCAGAUCAAGAGUGGAUGGGGCUCCCUCUUGCCAUCCUGUUGAUAAUAGGAGUGAGAGGGGACCCUGAAGAACAUCCCCUGCAGAACUGGACCCAGCUGCUCCCCCAUGAGGCAGCUGUGGCAAGGAGUCAGAUUUCCUAAACAGCUUGAAUGGGAUCCCUCACACGUUCCCAAGGAGUCCCAUCUGAGGCUACCCUCCUCCUGGGAGAAGAUGCCACAGGGACGUGCCACCUUUGAGAUUGGUCUCACGCUUGUGUCUACAAAGGGUCAAUUCCGAGGAUGCUUCCUUCAGCUCUGGGUUGAACUGAGUCCCACAGUCAUCAUCUAGCUUCAUCACUCUGCCACGAGAUCCAUGUCUACCAACAUUUCCUGCAGGAAUCCCAGAAACUUGCAGGCUCUUGGUUAUCCGCCAGGACACAAUCGACUUCUUCUCAUUCCAUACACUGUCGCAACAUCCAACUUCCUCGUUACCCUGCAGUGUUUUGCCAUUUCCUUUGCCCUCUGGGGUCUGCCGUAUUGCAGCCUUGAUCUUUUUUGGAGAGAGCAGGGCAAAGCUCCCUUCCUCGCUGUUCCCCUCUAUUCAGCGAUGUUGGAUUACUCGGCAGGAGAUGUGGCGUCAUCCCUCUUGAUGGAAGGCAGCCUGAAGACUAUCUCGGGUUAGACUAGUUGGAGCUAUGGGCAAGUCUCUCAUCCACGAGAGAGCGGCUUUGCAAGUCGCUUAAAUGGGAUCCCUCGUUUUCAGCACUCCAGACCUAUUUCCUCCGACUCUGGCAAGGCGAUGGCUAUGGUUCCUCGGAGAUUUCCCAAGAGGCAAAAUCCCUGCCCGGACAAGCGAGAUACAAACCAGCUGGCUGGCAGAAACGCAGGAGCGGCGUGGACAGGAACUGGUGGUUCAUCUUGAAUGGAGUGUGGCCAGAUGGUUGUGGCCAAUUUGGGGGACUUGGAUGAAAGUAGAGGCUUUCCUUCCGUGGCCCCUUCCGCAAUCCAUUCAUUCCCAGUGUGGACUUUUCAGGAACGUGUCAUGCCAGGAGAACAGCCCAAAGGGGUUACAGCUUCCUGUUUGGGGUGGCUGCCGUUCACGGCGGUUUUGCUCUCUUGGUUCAGUUCGAGUAUUUAUCCAGUGAUACACUUAUGGGUAGAAUCAAAGGACUAUGGAAGGGUGGGGGGGACACUCCUUGGAGCGGGGGGGGUUCCCUCCCCUCAUAGCAGCGGCUGAGGAAGUGGUGUGUGAGUAAGGAACUUUAUUCCCUUUCUGGCUUGCGAUGUUGUCUUGGGACAAUAGGAAAAAAUGGCCUGUCUGCUCCAUCUAACAGCUUCCGGCAGAAAGGGCUAUUUUCUGUGGUACGUCCAGUUUGGAAACAACAGCAGCUGUACUGCUAUCUCUGUACAUUUGCUCGAGUCCUACUCGCCCCCCACGGUUCCUCUAGGGCACUGGAACACAGCUGAUGUAAUUGGUACUCAAGUAGAGACUUCUCUGGGGCCUGUUUACAAUCGGGCACGUUCGCUCGCUCGGCCUGGAACAGGCUCCUUGUUAACCCAUAGACAGUAUUGUUGAAUGGCACUUUAAUAUAUAUAUGUGUGUGUGUGUGUACAUAUAUUGCACACAUAUCAAUAAUCGGAGCUGGAAUCAGGCAGAGAGUGGCUUUGCUACAUAGGCAACGGAUAUCCCAGUACCUCGGAAUGUAAUCCUGUUUCUCCCUCUCGCUGCAUAUUGUGUUUGCGUAUUCUAUUUUUCUCUUACAUCCCCAUGUUUUGAGUGCCUAUCAUGUGUGUGUGUGUGUAUAUAUAUAUAUAUAUAUAUAUAUAUAUAUAUGUGUGUGUAUAUAUAUAUAUAUAUAUAUAUAUAUAUAUAUAUAUAUAUAUAUAUUUCCCCCGAACAGGGAAAAAAUUCAUAAUGGGGAACGCGUUUCAGUUGGUGUCUUUCCAAGUCCAGAGUUGAUGCUGCUGUUCUAUAUUUGCUGUUAUUUUUUAAAAAAAUGUUUUUAUAAGCUUUGGAGCAGGAACCUUAGCAGAUGAGAAACAAGCGCUUUUCCACUAAAGGGUUUUUACAUAUUUUUUAGGAAAGUAAAUACAAUACACCCCCCCCCCACAGCCCUUAGGGAUGUGUGUUAAGGAAGUUCUUGUAAACUGCAUGAGAAAAGGGGUCCGCCCCACAAUGCUCGGCUUCUAGAGAUGCCAGAAAUAGAGAUGCCCGUGAGGUUUGUCACAGGGGUGGAGCUGGGAGUGUCAGGGACCUGAUAAUGCUCGCCCCAGGAGAAGCGAGCAUCAGAAGCCCCUCCGUGCUUCUAAGGCUCCAAUUUCAUCUCCCUGUUGAACAGAAUGGAGACACGGAUGUCUCCACUAAUCUCAGGAAGGAGGCAGAACGGGGCUGCACUCUCAGAGAUGUCUGGUGGGGGACAAACAGCAACCUGCCCCACACUCGACCCUCUCACCCAAGGUUUUUGAGGGGGAUGAGCCACCAGCCCAUCCUCGAUUCCACCCCACAGCUGCCAUUUGCCGCUGGGGGGUCACUGAGCAUGGCAGGCUUCCAUGAUCCACAGCUGCAUAUGGCCGCUCUGUGUGGCUGGGGUGAAAAGGCCAGAUUCCCAGUUUAGGGGGAAGUAGCUCGCUUAUUUCCGAGUCGAGCCAGAGGGAACUCGCCCAUCACCAGUCAGGUGUUACUUAGACUGAUAACACAGGGGCGGGAAAGCUUGUCGGAUCUGUGGCCUUGUGCACAGAUAAUGAAUAUAGAAUGCAGGGCAUGUGUGGGUGGAUUUUGUAUUUGAAAAGCUUGCGUGUCUCUAUUGCCCUUCAAGGACUGGUCUCCUCCUGCUUCUAAAGGACGUGAAGUGGCCAAAGGGAACCGUUUCCAACUAUUAUUGCUUCCACCUUCUCCAUCCCAAAUCCACCAGGUUUUCUGAGCAGAUGUUGGGCAUUUCCCUUUAGGACAGGAGUCGGCCACCUGGGCUCUCCAGAUGUUGCUGAACUGCAACUCCAAAGUGUCUGAUGGCUGGGCGGGGGGUUUAUAGGAAUUGUCGUUCAACAUCUGGAGAGCCCAGGUUUGGAAUACCUUCUGCAGAAAAGGAUGCAUGGGAGUGGAUCAGCAAUUCUGAUUUUGGUCUCAUUCUAAACACCAGUCGGGCUUAUGGAUUUCGGGGUGUGUGUAUGUGUGUGUAAACAACCUCCAGACUAAGCAAGUCCUCUAACAGGGAUUCCCAGAUGUUGUUGACUACAACUCCCCGAAUCCCCAAGCAAAAACCAUUUGGCCCUCCCUGCAGAUGUUGGCCUACAAGUCCCAUAAUCCCUGGCUAUUGGCCACGGUAGCUGGGGAUUAUGGGAGUUGUAAUCCAAAGACAGCCGGAGGGGGAGGACCUAAGUUGAGCAGGCCUGGUAUAGACGAUACGGAGCUAGAUGGACCAAUGGUCUGAUUGGGAAUAUGGCAGCUUCUUAUGUUCCGAAGUACUGGGAACCAAUGCACUUGAUUUUGGUAAGCUGAUACUUCCGAUUAUUGUCUUAACAUUCCUCCACACUAUUUAAGAUGUGGAGUGUGUAAUGGGUUAGCGCCCAAAGCGUCAAAUAAGGAUCUUCCCCCACGCCACCACAUCUGAUUCUUUUAAAAUUUUUAUUUCAUUCCUUUUAUGUUAAUGGCUAAAGCAAAAUAUUGUCAAGAAAGGAGUUUUCCUUGACUGCCACCCCAAGAGUAAGCCCUACUCCCACCCUAACCAAGGCAGCCACUGAAGGAAUCGGGGUCCUGAGGCUGCCAUGUGAUGUCCGGAAAUCUUUCAUGCCUGUGUUGAAAAUUAAAAACAAAGUGGAAGAUG
Hemicordylus capensis (graceful crag lizard) is the source of this 6537-nucleotide messenger RNA. RefSeq names its product myotubularin related protein 11 (gene MTMR11). The transcript has 17 exons. The coding region runs from base 558 to 2780 and encodes 740 amino acids. Lineage: Eukaryota; Metazoa; Chordata; Lepidosauria; Squamata; Cordylidae. The record is from RefSeq and is a predicted model, not a curated record.